UAGUGUUUUCACAUUUUUUGAGCCAUUCAAAUUCGAGAAAGGCAACCCGCGACGACUAGUGGCAGAACUCGUAACAGUUAAGUGUUAAAAUUCAGCUACUACGCUGGCUAUUUUCCUUUCCGUAGUCAUCAACCAAGAGGGAAAAUAAUCGCGAAAUCAAGAAGGUAAUCCGCAGCCACAAAGCUCAGGAGAAACUCGUCGCGAAGUAAAAAUUAUCAGCGAUUGCAAUUCGCGUGUGUAUGAUAUGUGUGUGUAGGAAUAAAAAUCGCACCGAGCAAUUGAACGAACCAGAAAAGUGACAGCCAUUACGUGAUAAGUGGGCUGAGAAAAAAAUCCAACUUUUCUUGGUUUCUCGCAGCAGCAGGUGGAAUCGAGUCCGAGUUGGAUUUCGGAAGGCGUGCUCCAGACAGUGGACCUAGGAACGGCACAGCUGAAAAUUCAGACUUACGCCAGAGACUGUUUGGGUGAACAGGCCGCGCCGAUAACGCCGGGAAUUCACCGGCAGCUUUGUGUUUUCAAUUUUCACCCUCGGCUCCCGCCGGCUGCCAGUACUGUACAUUAGAUCGUCACCAGUGAGAUGUUAAAUAUCUAGUGCAGCGCAAGUGAAAAAAAAACGUGAAAGCAAGCAGCCAAACAUUUGUUCAAGCCACCGACUUAGCGACUGACUUCCUCGUCCGGUGCCCUAGCCGGCAGUGUAUGUCAUGAAUCCAGACGAAUAUGAGCAGCUACCGACGACGAGUGUAGCGACGAACAUGACGGCCGGUGCCAUUGCCGGCGUUAUGGAACACUGCGUGAUGUAUCCGCUGGACUCGGUCAAAACGCGGAUGCAAUCGCUGACGCACAUGCAUGCCCAUGACACAAUCGUUUCGACGAUGCGGGAUAUGAUUCGAUCGGAGGGUUUGCUGCGACCGUUCCGCGGUGUUACGGCCGUUGUUGCUGGGGCGGGCCCCGCACAUGCCUUAUACUUCGGAGCGUACGAGUACUCCAAGGAGAUGGUCGGAAGCAUCAUCGGAAGGGGAAGUGAUCAGAUCAAUUAUAUGGUUUCGGCCACUUUGGCAACCUUGGUACACGAUGCCAUCUCCAAUCCGGCCGACGUGGUCAAGCAGAGGCUUCAAAUGUAUAAUUCACCAUAUAGAUCGAUCAUGCACUGUGCCCGCCACGUCUGUCAGACCGAAGGCCUGCGGGCAUUCUAUCGAUCCUAUUCGACACAGCUUGUGAUGAAUAUACCCUACUCGGCGAUCCAGUUCCCAACGUACGAAUUCUUCCAGAAGAUGCUGAACAAAGACAAUAAAUACAAUCCUCCGGUGCACAUGGUGGCAGGAGGUGCUGCGGGUGCGGCUGCCUCAGCGCUCACGACGCCACUGGAUGUCUGCAAGACCUUACUGAACACACAAGAAGACGGUGCUGGUAAAACUAGAGGCCUCAUAGAGGCAGCCAAAAAGAUUUACCAUACAGCGGGCCCGUUAGGCUUCUUCAAAGGUCUUCAAGCCCGAGUCCUAUACCAGAUGCCCGCCACAGCCAUCUGCUGGUCUACGUACGAGUUCUUCAAGUAUGUUCUCACAGGGACAGCACGGAACAAUAGCCCUCGAGCCAGCUCCCCAACCGAAAUAAUGUCCAGUUCAGACGUCGUCAAGGACGACAAGAAGCUUCCAGACCUGAGGUAUGUGCUCCCGGUUAGUUCUGCCUCGGCGGAGGCUUCUGCCAGUAGUCUAAUUGUGCGAUCUGGUCCCACUUCUGGCAGCAGUGAUCGAGAUUGUGGCCGUCGGGAGCUCCCAGCAAUGUCCGGUGCAGGAAUCUAUGGUUCGAUGAGCUACAACACGAUGCACUCGAAUGAUGCAAACCAUCACAUCCCGGAACAUCAACUACGAAGAUCCCAAUGAGGUGCAGCGUACAACUCCACCGCACUUGCCGGCGUAACGGCGUAUUAAAAGGUUAGUCCUGCCCUUGCAGAACCCACCCGAUUCGGGGAUCAACUCACGGGAAGAACUCGCAGUUGUUCCCAAACCGUUGGUUUGUUGUUAGUCUAUAUGUAUAUCCCUUCUCGUUUCGGUUCCACUCAUCUCCUGAUCCUAGAAAACCUUGUUUUGUAAAACUUCUUCAACAACGACAAAGUUUCCCUUAAAUCCCAGUUAAAUGUCAACCCACAAAUACGCGUGUAUUUCGGAAUCACCUCGCCACCACCUAUUUGGCGAUAGAAACAUUUCAUUGGUUUUGCGCAGCUCUGUCUCAUGUCACCGGAAACGUGCUUUUUAAUCAAACGUUUUGAUUUCCAUUAUCAUUUUUUUUUUGAAUAACACUUUGUCCAAAUUCUAUAUAUUUUUUGUUAUUCUUUUCACGGUAUCCCAUACGAUCUUACCAGCAGUUGUGGACAUUGGAUUGUCGUCUUAGAGAAUGCCUGUUAUGAUACACAACUGUGCAUAUGUAGGAACCCAACUUUUGUAUCGUAAAACGUAAAGACACAUUAGUGGAGCUGCCCGGAGUUGAUUUUGUUAUAAAAGACGAUUGCACAGAAUAUAUCAUUACUGUCUCAAAUGAGUUUUUCAUAAAGGUUUUGCAAAAAUUGCUUGCAUCUCAACCGAUGAAAGUCCAACAACCAAUCAAAGUGUAUUCUUGUCUGUGUAAACAUAUUUGGAAAUGUUGAAAAUGGUUCAUGUUUUUACAAAAUCAUCUCAAAUUUUUUAUGUGUGGAAUAGGGGAAAUUUUCGAAAUAUCAAAAGAAACACUUUUUCAUCAGAGUCAAUUAGUACGAAACAAUUUUCGCUUACGGAUCGAUUGAAAACACGUUAAGAUGUUUGCGCAGCCUAGACAUGAUUUCACCAACUCUAGCGAAAGUAUUGAUCGUUCGCUCACAUGCAGCAGUUUCUUUUAAAAGGCAGCACAUGAUCCAUUUCCAAUUCAGAAGUUCUAAAAAAUGUAAAAAGUUCAAAUUUUCGGAACAAGAUGUGCUGUUUCGUCUCGCGCAAAACCAACAAAACACAAGGAACUAAAGCAAAGGAUAUCAACACCUGUAAAGCAAAAAAAAAACCGUGGGAAACCCAGGUGGAUUCGAUGUGGAAAGCGAGAUUUGUUAUUACCUAAAACUUACUGCUAAAACUUAUAGAGUUAAUCAAAGUGAAACCUAUAUCUAAUAUAGUGCUACACACACACAUACAGAGAGAUAGAGACACCUUAUUAUUUUUUGUUGAUCGCGGUACUAAGUAUCGUCUGAUGGUGAGAUGCCAUAGAAUGCUUGAUACCAAAGGAUCAAGAUCGCUGUGCAUGAUUGUUGCGGCGGAAGGAAACAAACAGUAAAACAAUAACAAAUAACACAAAUUCAAUAAAAAUAGCGAAAUUCGACGAUUACAAAUUAAACUAAAAUAGACGGACGGUGAUCGCGCUUUUUGUUUUGGCUAAACAAGUUAGUGAAAGCGCAACGCAGCGAAAAAAAUAGUUCAAGUGUAGUUUUUAAAAACAUUAUAAUUUAUUUUGUGUGGAAAUAGUUACUGCUGCGAUAAAAUCGACGUUUUGAUUUGUAAACCGUAAAGUUUUGAGAAAAACUGCGCUUGAGCUAUAAAUUGAAGCAAAUGAUAUUACUCGAACCGGCUGCGCGAUGUCACGUUGUGUAAACGAAAAAGGUUCAAAAAGGAUUUCGGAAAUUUGAAAAAGGAAUAGGUAUAUCGUGUACGUUGAAUUGAAAAACAAAUAAAACAGCGAAGAAAGCCACUUGUACAGUUGUACAAUUUAGAUCAGAGACAAAUGACUCAAAUUAAAACAAAACAUGCAAACAAUAAUUACCUGUAUAUGAAUAAAGUUGAAAAUUUCAAAUA
Molecule: messenger RNA, 3806 nt
Organism: Uranotaenia lowii
Lineage: Eukaryota; Metazoa; Arthropoda; Insecta; Diptera; Culicidae
Gene: mfrn
Product: mitoferrin
Exons: 3
Coding region: 702-1880 (392 amino acids)
Biological process (GO): iron import into the mitochondrion
Cellular component (GO): mitochondrial membrane
Molecular function (GO): ferrous iron transmembrane transporter activity
Source: RefSeq, a predicted model, not a curated record